CCCUAGUCAAUGUUGGUUAAACCAUGCUCAUCUUCAACCUCUUGUUCAUUACCCAAGCAGCCAUGGCAGUCCCUUCCCCAAUUCUUUUCUUCUUCUUCUUCUUCUUAUUCCUUGUCAAGUUAGCCUUGUCUGACAACAUCCAAUUCAUCUUUCAAGGGUUUAAAGGCAAUUCCAUUGAAAAUUUGAGCCUCAAUGGUGCUUCUGUUAUCACAUCAACUGGUGCAAUACGACUCACUAAUUACUCCAAAAACCUAAUCGGCCGGGCCUUCUACUCAUCGCCCUUGCACAUGUUCAAGACCCAUUCCCAAAAUGCUUCCUCUUUUAGCACUACUUUUGUUUUUGUCAUUGUUCCCCUAGACCCUCAAAUUGGCGGUGGUCAUGGGUUGGCCUUCACUCUAGCUCCUACCCAGCAACUUCCAGGGGCACGGUUUGAGAAUUAUCUUGGGCUUUUGGGUCCAGAAAACAAUGGUAACUUCUCAAAUCAUGUUUUUGCAGUUGAAUUUGACACGGCCACUGGCCUCUGGGUGAACGACAUCGAUGGCAAUCACGUCGGAAUCGACAUCAACAGUAUGAAUUCCACAGUAUCAAAAGCAGCUUCUUAUUAUGCCAAUCAGACCCACCCUAUAGAACCACUUAAAUUGGAGAGCGGGAUGCCAAUUCAGGCUUGGAUUGAGUACGAUGGAACUCAAAAGAUUGUGAAUGUGACCAUAUCGCCUUUGUUUGUUCCUAAACCAAGUAGGCCACUCUUGUCCGCCCCGGUUGAUUUAUCUCAUAUUCUCAAAGAGACCAUGUUUGCAGGCUUCUCUUCGGCCACCGGAAAGCUAGCAGGCUCACAUUACAUACUGGGAUGGAGUUUUAGGAUGAAUGGAGUGGCACCUCCACUCAAUCCUUCUCAACUUCCUUCCCUUCCAAGGCCGAAAAUUUCUGAAAAGAUAAGAAAGGAGGGUAUUGGGAUCGGAGCUGUAUGUUCUGCCACCACGCUCGUCUUGCUUGUGAUUGUGGUGUUCAUCUCCUUGUAUUAUUUGCAGAGGUUAAAGUACAAGGAUGUUUUAGAGGAGUGGGAACUGCAAUGCUCUCACAGAUUUCCAUACAGGGACUUGUUUAAAGCCACCAAAGGUUUCAAGGACAGCGAGAUCCUUGGAUCAGGGGGUUUUGGCUGUGUGUACAAGGGAGUGUUACCUGCAACCCAAGAAGAAGUCGCGGUCAAGAAAAUCUCCCACAAUUCAAGACAGGGGAUCAGGGAAUUCAUAAUGGAGAUAGCGAGCCUAGGACGCAUGAGACACAAGCAUCUAGUACACCUCCAUGGAUGGUGCAAGCACAAAGAUGAACUCCUCCUUGUUUAUGACUUCAUGCCCAAUGGAAGCCUUGGGGACAUUCUCUUCAACCACAAAAAGUCGGGGAUUCUCAGUUGGGAGCAGAGAUUCAGUAUCUUGAAAGGAGUUGCUUCCGCACUAUUAUAUCUUCACGAAGAAUGGGAGCAGGUGGUUGUCCAUAGAGAUGUGAAAGCCAACAAUGUGUUACUUGAUGCAGACAUGAAUGCAAGACUGGGGGAUUUCGGGCUUGCCAGGUUGUAUGAUCAUGGGGAGGAAGCCUGCACCACACAUAUAGUAGGCACAUUAGGAUACAUAGCACCAGAAUUAUCGCGAACAGGAAAGGCCACAACUCAUUGUGAUAUGUUUUCAUAUGGCGCAUUGCUCCUCGAAGUAGCUUGUGGAAGGCCGCCAAUUGACCCAAAUGCCUCAUCCAAAUGGGUAUUACUGUUGGACUGGGUGAGGGAAUGCUGGGCAGCAGGCUGUAUAGUUGAGGCGGCUGAUCCCAAGCUUGACAAUGAAUAUGCGGUUGAGGAGAUGGAACUAGUAAUGAAGCUGGGGCUUAUUUGUUGUCAAAAGAUGCCAGAAGCGAGGCCGACUAUGAGGGAGGUGAUUUGUUACCUAGAUGGAAGUGAUAAUCUCCCUAGUGAUCUUUCCCCAGAAUAUCUCGAUGUGUAUGGGAAUAAAUUGUUUGCAGGCUCAUGUUCUUCAUCUCUGGGUUUUAGCGGGAUCAAUUCUAGCACAAUGGGAGGUGGCGUGAUCAGUUCUGGUUCAUUGAAAGGCGGCAGACAUUAAAGCCUCUAAGCCUUAAUUGUGCAUCUUUCCAGUUUCCACUAUAUUAUAUUGGUAGCAGUGGAGGGUGUUAAAUUUCUCUUCCUGAUAUGAAAAAUGUUUGUAUUAGUAGCUCUAAUAGGUGAUAAAAUUAGAAUUAAUCGGUUAAAGGGAUGAAAUAUUCCCCAUAUCAAUGAA
This is a messenger RNA of Vitis vinifera (wine grape), 2279 nucleotides long. RefSeq names its product L-type lectin-domain containing receptor kinase SIT2. Gene Ontology annotation, molecular function: ATP binding; protein kinase activity; carbohydrate binding. The record is from RefSeq and is a predicted model, not a curated record. Gene Ontology annotation, biological process: protein phosphorylation. The transcript has a single exon. Gene Ontology annotation, cellular component: plasma membrane. Bases 24 to 2105 code for a protein of 693 amino acids. Lineage: Eukaryota; Viridiplantae; Streptophyta; Magnoliopsida; Vitales; Vitaceae.